Molecule: messenger RNA, 2408 nt
Organism: Leptonychotes weddellii (Weddell seal)
Lineage: Eukaryota; Metazoa; Chordata; Mammalia; Carnivora; Phocidae
Source: RefSeq, a predicted model, not a curated record
AUGUACUUGAAAAUCGUCCUUGACUCUGAUACUCCACAUACAAAUCUAGCAGAGGAGACUCGGUGUCCGACAUCCCUGUCUAUUGUUAAAGACAGAAGCCUAACUGAGAAUCAAGAGACCGAUGAUGAUGUCUUUGACCCUCCAAUAGAUCUGUCUUCAGAUGAAGAAUAUUAUGUUGAAGAAAGCAGAUCUGCCAGGCUUAGAAAGUCAGGCAGGGAGCGCAUUGAUAAUAUCAAAAAGGCAUUUUCCAAAGAAAACAUGCAGAAGACACGACAGAAUCUUGACAAGAAAGUGAACAGAAUUAGAACAAGAAUAGUGACCCCAGAGAGGAGAGAAAGGCUAAGGCAGUCAGGAGAAAGGUUAAGGCAGUCUGGAGAGAGGCUGAAACAGUCAGGGGAAAGGUUUAAGAAAUCCAUUUCUAAUGCAGCUCCCUCAAGGGAAGCUUUUAAGAUGCGUAGCCUUCGGAAAGCUAAAGACCAAACUAUGGCCGAAGAUGCAGAGGAGGUCAGGGAGAUGGGUGUGGACAUCAUUGCCAGGAGCAAGUCUCUGGGCCCCAUCAGUGAGCUCUACACUGAUGAGCUCAGUGAAACAGACCACGAGGAGGCCAGGGCGGUGUAUCCUCCCAUAGAAGGAGGAGAGAUCCCCACCCCUGAGCCUUUAAAAGUUACUUUUAAACCCCAGGUGAAAGUGGAGAAUGAUGAAUCUCUUUUGCUAGAUUUAAAGCAAUAAUCACAAAGAGGAACUAAGCAUAAUAUAAAUCUCUUUAAUCACAAGCUUCUUGUUUAAAUAGUAUAGUCAUUUACAUUUAUAAAAUAGUAAUUUACAUUUGUUCAUAGGAAAACAUGAAUGAUACGGCUGGUUUCAUUUCUGAUGUUUAAAAUCUUAAAGAUAACACAAGUAUUCUAUACAUUUCCUUAUAACUUCCUUGGAAAUUCUUUUUUUUCCCCUGGGCUUAUAUGAUUCUAUCAGCUUUCCCUUUUAAGUCAUUCUCAUGGCAGCUGUGGAUUUUUAAGUUCUUUUCUCUUGCCCAGCAGGAAAAGUAGUUUCUUAGCGAGGGCCAAUUAGGUGUUUGGUGUCUAAAACAUAUGAAGGGCAUAUUUGUAGCCAUCAUUUGCAAGUGAACUCUCAAUUUUGGUCUAGAUGGGUGUUGUGGCCAAGCUCAAAGGGGAAUUACCCAUGUGUGGAUUAUGUCCUCCAUAUGUUCAAAUAGAUUCAUUAGUCAAUUAGUAGUCACACCUCUUUUUGAUGCUUUUCGUAAAAAAUAUGGAGUUCUGGACUUGAGCAUUUGGUUCUGGCAUUAUAGCUUUGCUUACACCAAGCCACCUGGCAGAUCACCUGCCAGUAAACUCAUCAGUAAAAUGGAGAGGGUUUGUCUAUCCCAUCUCAGAGGACUGUUGUGAAGGUCAAAGGAAAUGUUACACAUUCUGGGGAAACAGCACAUCCAGAGGAAAACAAACCCCACUGGUUCCUCAGGAACAGAAUUGAAAUAAUUAUACCUUCUGACAUAAUUAUACCUUCUCAAUGUGCCAAGCAUUGAGGACCUAGGUUGGACAGAAGCUGAAGUUGGUCUUCAGAAACCUUUUCACAGAAUAAGGAAUGAGAAAUAAAUGUUUGAAUUUUUUUGGUCAAAGAUUAAAAUCCAACCUUGGGUAGGGUCUUAAAAUGUUUCCUGGAAACUCUUUUUCUAAUUUUCUUUAGAUUUAGAGCUAUGGUAGACUAGAGCCAUUUGAGCUGCAUGAAGCGUAAAACUAUGUGUGUCUUCAAGAGGACUUUCUAAAGUCUGUCCUGAUGCAGUGGGUUUGGAAAUGACCUCAUGUUUCUGUUUUCCAGAGCGAACCCCUCAGGGCCUGUCUGUCCAAAACAGUGAUCAUAGGAAUUCAUUGUAGCUGGUUUGGGAGGAAGCCAGACUCCACUUAACCAUUAGUUUUAGAUCUAGCCAAUCUGGACCAAUCUCUUCUAAUGAGAGAAAUGGUCAUACUAGUUCUGCACUUCUGGUGUGUUUAAAUCUUCUGGUUUUAUAAUGGGGAAGAAAUGAUGGAACUGUUGAAUUUGAAGAGUUUAGACAGGCAGCUUUCAGAUGAAUUUGGGGUGCUCCUGUAGUAGUUAAAAUUUAUAAUAUACACAGAUACACAGAGACAGACACACACAUAUCAGCUUUAAAGUAUUUGACUUGGUUACCCAGAUAUUUGGGUUUGCGAGUUUGAUUCAACAUCAUUCCCUCUUCAUUCUGCAAGAAUACAUAAAGUCAUGAAUUGUGCAUCUCAAUUAUCUUUUUAUAUUGAAAACUAAAGUGUUUACAACAUUCUUUGAAAAGAACAAUUUAAAAAAAUUGUUGUAGUUUAGAAAGAACUUGGAUGCCUUGUCACGCAUUUCCUUAAAGCCAUAAUAAAUUUGAAUUUUAAGGGGCA